UAUCAGACUUAUCAUCCAGCAAAGUCAAAGUCCACCUGGCCACAACAACAGUACACAUUUUACAAAAGAUAUUCUCCACCUGCUCUGACUAAGUAUUACCAGUUUACUUCAAACAGUGAUUUUAACGUAGAAGGGAGUGUAGACAACUAAAGCAAAAUAAGUAGACAAGCAAGUGGACUACGGCACUUACCAUGAUGGAAACAACAUCCUCUCUUUUAAAGUCAGUGUCUAGACGGGUUUGGGCUCCUCCUCAGCGUCCAUUCAGAGUGUGUUCCUGGAACAGAGAGAUUAAAAAAGGAGUCACUGCAGGAACUUUAGAGGAGCUAAAAGAGAAGGCGGCCCAGGUUCUCUUGAUAUCUAAUGUGCUGACCUUGGUGUGUGAGGAGGAUGGGACAGAGGUUGACUCAGAUGAAUUUCUCACUGUCCUACCAGACAACACCGUUUUUAUGGGACUGAAACCUGGAGAGACCUGGAAACCUCAUCCUUUACAUCAAAGGAGUGGUUAUAAACCAGCUGACGACAAGCCAAGGACAGGAAGAGACAUUGCUCAAGUCACCUUUGAUCUUUACCGUACAAGCCCCAAAGAUUUAUUUGGCUCACUGAACGUGAAAGCCACAUAUCAAGGGGUCUACUCUGUCAGUGCCGAUUUUCAAUGCCUGGGACCAAAGAAAGUCUUGAGGGAGGCCCUUAAAAUGAUGUCAGCUCUCCUUCAUGCUGCUGGUUACCUGCUGAUCUCAUCUGCUAAUGUGAUUCGCCGUGUCAUCCAGGGGGCGGAUUUUCUUGACGCUCAGCAAGGCAAACCUGUCGCUCACACGGCGUACUGGAAAUAAACUAAGAGAUGUAUCUGUAGAGGCACUGUAAAUGGAGAGAUGUUUAUCUUUGUGUAUAUUUUCUUAGACACUGAUUUGUUACCGCUUCAUUUGCAGAUUGUUUCUUUGCUAUGGCGAUAACUGUAUAUUCACCGAAAAAUGCUAAUGUUUCUAUGAAAACAGACCUUUUAGAGUAAUUUUAAGUUUUCUUUUAUUAUUUCAGGAUUACUCAAUGUUUGCAGAAAUAGAUUCUAUGGGUUUGACCAGUGUUGGGGCUUAAUUGGCGUUACGCAUUACAAGUAACGUACAUUACCUAAUAAUAAUAUUACUUUUCUGAAAUAACGUGUAAAGUAACGCAUUACUUUUUAAAUCUACACAUUUAUAUUUUAGUUACUUUUUCAAAAAAGUAAUGCAAGUUACUUUUUUAGUUUAAUUAAUUCAAUUAAAAAAAAUAAUGUACUGAAUUAAACUAAACGUAGUCACAUUAUGCACUCUAUGCGUACAUGCCUGUGUGGGAACAGUUUGAGUCAGAAACUGAGAUGGCAGGUCAGAGCUGGACAUUUUUGUGAUAAAAAACUUUUCAGUCAUAAAAAACACCUGCAAGGCCUGAAAGAGAUCAAGCCUCAGCCAAGAAAAAGUAAUGCAAAAGUAACUAAAAAGUAACGUAAGCAUUACUUUCCAUGAAAAGUAACUAAGUAACGCAAUUAGUUACUUUUUUGGGAGUAACUUAAUAUUGUAAUGCAUUACCUUUAAAAGUAACUUCCCCAACACUGCUUUUGACCCUUUUUUGGAAAAGUCCGCUCUAUUAUCACAUAUAGUGAAAUGUUUAUUAUUUUAUGUGCUAGACUACUGUAUGAUAAUGUAAAUAAACGGAUGUGUUCAUGACAGUGAAUGAGUAAAACAGUAAUAUAUUACAUUUAAUAUAGGAUUGUUUUAAAAUCUAUUUAUUAAAACCAAAUUUGUACAAAGAGCUUGGGCACAGAUAAGGACAGUCUCUAUAGUCAAUUCACUCAAUGCAUAAACUAUAAUAAACUGUCAUUUAGUACUACAAGAUUUUAUUUAUCAUUUA
This is a messenger RNA of Misgurnus anguillicaudatus (oriental weatherfish), 1878 nucleotides long. The record is from RefSeq and is a predicted model, not a curated record. NCBI's taxonomy places the organism in Eukaryota, Metazoa, Chordata, Actinopteri, Cypriniformes, Cobitidae.